AUGGAGACUAGAAAAAGAUCUCGAAUUGUAUACCCUCUACACACUGAAGUGAAGUUUAGCCAAGAGCAGCUGCGCACUCUCUACGAAUUUGCGGGUGGUCUGAGUGCAAUGGAGUGCUUCGUGAGAAUGAAAAAACAUCUUGGUGACCAAGCUCCAAAUCAUUCCACUUUGCCCCGAUGGAAAAGAAAAUUCGACAAUGGCGGUUUUGACGUCAGUGACACCCAGCGUGAAGGUCGUCCCAGAAUUUCCACCGAUGAGCAAGAUGUGGCCCGUGUGAAGGCCCUAAUCGAAGAGGAUCCUUGCCAAGCAAAAAGAAUGGCUGCGACCCUCAAGAUGGAUGCCACGGCUGUAUGGAGGAUCCUCACUCAAGAUCUUGGCUACACAAAAAAGCGUGCUCAAAUUUGGAAACUCGAAACUUUCAUUCUCGAAUUCAUCGCCAAAGAUGUGUGCCCGCGAAGAUACGAGCAUGCAGAUUUGCGAGAUCUUCGAUCUUAA
Messenger RNA from Notodromas monacha, 495 nucleotides. The record is from the annotation of a GenBank genome assembly. NCBI's taxonomy places the organism in Eukaryota, Metazoa, Arthropoda, Ostracoda, Podocopida, Cyprididae.